UAGAAUUCGCAUGAUCUGCGGUUGCUCCGAUCUAGUCUGCCGGAUUUCUCCUCACACAAUCCGGGAUCACUUUUGACGGACUCCGGCAACCAUUGCGCACCACGCUUUGUAGCUGAGCGCGAAGUAAAAAGUAAACAGCAGAACUUUCUGCAUGCAGACCUGAGGAGACAGACAGACACUUCCAUUCACUUAACGAAAGUCAAGAGAAAUUUAGGCAUGGCCUCGGGGCAUGCCUUACAUAUGCCCUCCCACCAUCUGACGGAAUGGAAUGAGAAUGAAACCUGUAGACCCACGUCAAACGAGCACGAAGUGUGUCUCGACCCCUACUUCAGUCACUAUCUCUUCCGAAUCGGCAUCUACGGGUGGAGGAAAAGAUGCCUGUAUUUCCUCAUCAUCCUUCUGUGUUCCUUAGUGGUCAUCAACCUCUCCCUCACAGUGUGGAUCAUCAAAGUAUUAGACUUCACCAUGGAUGGAAUGGGGAAUCUAAGAGUGAGGAAAGAUGGCAUAAGACUAGAAGGACAGUCCGUCUUCUUAAAAUCACUUUACGUUUCAAAAAUACGCUCUAGGCAGGACCAGCCUCUUAGGCUUGAAUCAGCCAGAAAUAUUACAAUCAAUACAAGGAAUUCAAAGGGAAAAAUAACAAGUAGAUUAAAUUUAGGUGAUGGGCGAUUAGACUUGUUGACAUCUCAAUUUACGAUUAGAAAACCAUCAGGAGACAUUCUCUUAAAAACAGAUGGCAAAGAGGUAAUAAUGGCGGCUGAUAAAAUGAGAGUAACAGGGAAAGGAGGAGUUGCAUUCACUGGUUCUAUUCAAACACCUUUGAUUAGAUCAGAGCCUUCGAGACAACUGAAACUCGAGUCCCCAACACGCACAUUACGGGUCCAGGCUCCUGAAGGGAUUGGUAUAGAGUCCAAAACAAGUGACAUCAGCGCCACUUGUUUGAAAGAUUUCCAUCUUCAAUCGAGAGAAGGCAGAAUCUGGCUUGACUCUGAUCAGAUAUUACUGCGCAACCUUCGAACAGCGCUGCCUACGAGCCGGGGUCGUUCGUAUCAGGGAAUCUACGCCAUGUGCUCCUGCGAAAACGGUCGUUUGUUCCUCUCCGCGCCCGAUGGACACUGCCAAGCGGAUGAAAUCGUCUGCCAGUGACCGCAGACACUAGGAAAUAGGCUUUUCGUUUUCAAAGUGACCAAUCUAAGCUUAAUUUUCUAAGCAGCUUUUUCAUAGUUUUGAUAUCGGUCCGGGUUAGAGUUCAGUUUUUCAGUUCCUCGAAGAACCUUUUCGAAUGAUGCUAUUCAUCAUUUCAUCAUUUAUCGGAGCCUCGAAGCAGCCGGAGAACCAAAAAGUAUCUUCAACUUAUGAAACUGAGUGCUGAAGACACAUUUAGUUUUAAAAAAAUACGGACCCAAAUAUACCGAGCUGAAAUAAUAAUGCAAACAGUGUCAUUUCAUCGUAGGAUUAUUUCGAUUUAAAAGAAAUUAUGUGCACGCGAUUUUGUACUAUAGACUUACUGUGGUAAACAAUAUAAAUAGGGGGAAAAAAAGAAAUUAAAACACUGCUUUAUAGUUAAAAUUUUAAAUGAGAAAUUCCUUGUAAUGUGGUGAAAUACGCAUAACAGUCCUUUAAGUUGUCUAAAAGAAUAUAUAAAUAAUUGGUUUUUAUGAACAAAGGUGUUUUUUUUUUUUCUUUUGUGAUUUUGCUUCGGAACAUUUUCGCUUUCAGUAUUUACAGCGUUUAUCAUUUUCAGCCCUUAAAUGACAGGAGUUUGAAAGUUUACCGCCUGCAGAGUCAGCGAUUCAUACACUUGUGUGGGUUUUUUUCUCUUAUCCAAUUGGAUGACACUUUCUGUUUCGGGAAUAUUGCUUUUUUAAUUCAAUGAAAAAUUCACAGUGCACUUGGAAUGUUUAUGGAUGCCAUAUAAAUUUUUGCGUGAGCGACGCAAGGCCAAUCCAUUUAAUUAUUAAUGGUUCUUCAGAAAUACGGCCGAGAACAAAAAAAAAAAAAUCCCACUUCCUGUUGAGGCAAUUUUCUGAACUGUCCCGCUGUCUUUUGCCUCCUUCCAAACCGAUCUCAUCAUGUUUAUAAACAAUACUGAUUAACGCAUUCCGACUUGAAUGGUUUUUCCUUUGUUGCAGCACUCAUUUCUAAAAAAACUGAGCAGAACACAUAUCUUUUCAUUAAUGGAAUAAGCAGAGUUUACUUCAGAAUGUGAAUGUCAGCUCUAUAUAUUUUGGAACAUAAUUUCCCAUCUUUCAUGCCGAUUGUAAAAAUUAUUUUUCAGUUUAAAUCGGUGAAAUUGCGAUUGAUUCCCGUUGGUACUGAAUUGCAGUUGGCUAUUACCGAUAUCUGAAGAGAUUAAAAUGACAUUGAAGGAAGUAACCUUUUAUUUCUGUCUCAGAAAUAAAUAAAACGCAAAAAAUAUGUAAUAAAUUGGAGAUCAGAAAUGCUGUGAUGUACUUAGCCAAUUUAAGUGCAGCCCCUGGAUUCAAAUUUAACAUAGACAGAAAUUUAUACAGUAGUGAUGAUUUUACUAUUAGCCAAAAUCACUUUCGCCGCCGUCUGUUAAAUGAUUUACAACUUCAUAAAUGACUUAAUGUAUUUGACAAAUAUAUGGCUAUAAAUAUAAUUUGAAAAAUCUUUAAGAGUUUUUAUUCUUUUGAACAAGUAAAUAAUUGUCAAGAGUAGUGAACAAAAACCAAUGGCCAUCCAUUCGUUUCUUCUGCCGUGCCAGAGUCCAGAGCUACAGUCUGCAGUGGACGAAGAUGUCAGUUGUUGGCUCCUCACAUUCAAGAAUUCUUGAAGAGACAAUGGAAGGACCAGGCUUCACUUGUGGAAUAAGUUCGAGAUGGUCUAUUGUGUCUUUUUUGGCAUUUAUAUCUUGCCUUACUAGCUUAUAUAGCACAUCUCGAUGAAAUUUGGCAAGAGAUAUCAGCUGACCAACCUUUCUUGAUAUCCAUUUAAGUACAGAAAAUGGCAUGUUCUCAUUCAGUGCUUUUUGCACAGUGGAUGUAAGGCCGAUGAUUCAAAAUCCCAAACCACAGCCUCUUGAACCAUUCAAUGAUGUCCUUUUUUUCGUUCCCUGCAUGCUAAAAUGUUCCAAGUCAGAAAUGGUUGUUAUGGCCCAUGUUGGUCAACAGGAAUCAUUUCUUUUUUCUCUUUCAUUUCAAAAUAAUUUUGCAUCCAUCAUCAGGAAUGAGUGUAUUCAUUUUUAUAAUCCAUCCAUCCAAAUUCUGUAAGUGUUAAGAAAUAUUGCUAUUCUCUGCAAAUUCUAUAAUGUUUGAAAUUCGGACAUGCCAUAAACUUAAGAUUAACUGUUUCUACAUACUGCUCCUUGUGAACUUCUUCGAAUAUAAUCGUAGCUGACAAUUUAAGGCUGUGUACGCACCGAUGCGCAUAUUAAUUCGCGUUAUUAAUGAAAACACUGGUAUGCAGAGAACUUGGCUCCUUUGUUCCGACUCACGCUACUAUUCAUCAAUCAUCUAAUGGAUCUUAAAUGUUUUCUUCAAAAUCCAUUGUUUUUCAGUCAACUCCUGUACAGUGCAAAAUCCAUCAGCACAUCAAAAGUACGUGCAGACACAGUGCUGAAAGUCUGACACACACCACAAGCAAAACAAUCGUUUCCUUUAAAUGUAAGACCUAUCUAAAAUGUUCUCUCUUGACAUUAGGAUGAAGCUCUGACUUCAUUCACGUUUGUUGUUAAAAGAUUGAUGCAUAUGCAUUCAACAUUUGAGUUUAAUUUCAUUAUUUUUUUUAUUUGGAAAAGACAAUUACAUUUCUGUAAAAUGAAUCCGCCAUAUUUUCAUAUGGAUUAUUGUCUAUUAAAAAAAGUCGAAAAUGGAUUUCUAAAAGAUGAUAAAUAAAUUCCAAUAUUUGCGAAAUUUCGAUAAAUACUUCAUUUUCUAGUGAUUCAAAAUUUUGCCUGAAUACAUCAUUUAGCUAUUACAAAGAAAGAAACGAAAAUAUUAUUUUUUGUCAUAUUAGAAAAAAACGUAACGUUCCUUAGUUUUUAAAAAAAUAAGAAGAUGGCAUCACAUUUUGCCAUCUUCUUAUUUUUUACAUUAACUAAGCACUCAUUAUAAAUUUUCUUUUUCAUUAUUUAAUAUUUACGAGAAUUAAGACGAAAGUUAUUUUUCUCUCUCAGCUAUCUCAUCAUUUAUUUUGAAUAAUUAGAGAGCGCUUCCUUUAUUAGAAACAAAAUACGAAUCAAAGUGGUUAUGAAAUUAUUUUUUUGUUCUAUUAAUGUCUCUUUUCUUGUCUAGAUCAAAAACAAAGUAUUAAAAAUAUUCCUUGGGUGAAAUUAUUUUUUUACUCUUUUUACAUAAUGUGUUAAAAUAUUGAACAAAUAGAAAUUGUUAAAUUUUUUUGUUCAUAAAAAAUAAUUAUUUAAUAAUGAACCUUUUAAUAAAGCGUUCAUUUAUCAAAUAAAUACGUUCUCAUUCAAUGCCAGAAAACUCGAAGUGCAGAUUCAAGGAGAUGAAAUUCGAAUGGCUCAUUUUGUUGCAUGUGAUUCAUACAAUCCGGUUUUGGUGUUUGGGAAAAAUUGUCUGCGCGAAUCGUUUCUGAAUGCAUCAGAUAAACUUAAUUUUUCAAUGCAAUGCUGUAUCCGUCCUGUAUUUGUAUCAAAUAGAUUAAUGAUUAUCA
This is a messenger RNA of Argiope bruennichi, 4638 nucleotides long. RefSeq names its product zeta-sarcoglycan-like. The coding region runs from base 217 to 1146 and encodes 309 amino acids. Gene Ontology annotation, cellular component: sarcolemma; sarcoglycan complex. NCBI's taxonomy places the organism in Eukaryota, Metazoa, Arthropoda, Arachnida, Araneae, Araneidae. Gene Ontology annotation, biological process: cardiac muscle tissue development; heart contraction. The transcript has 8 exons. The record is from RefSeq and is a predicted model, not a curated record.